AUGGAUGAUUUUUCAAGUUAUGAUGUUAUAGAUAGACCAGAUUAUUAUGAAGUUUUCGUCACAUUCGAAGAAGGUGAAGAGAUGAAAGUAUAUACCAUGAAAGAAGCUGUCGAAAAGAAACAAGCUGGCCCUGCUACGAAUGCAAAGAAGAACACAGCUUCUAUAUCUACAGCUACUGCUACUGGUCGAUCAAAAAAUGUAUCUUCUUCCACUCCUACAUCCAAGACACAAGCUAUCGGAAGUGUCAACAAACCACGUCAAACAGCUAAGAAACAGACCAAAGCGCAGAGGGAUAUUUGGGAGAUGCCUUUAUCCUCCUCUCACUCCGACGAUAAUGUCGAGCCAACUAUCGUCGGAAGCACCAUGUAUCUCGUUAUGAGAGAGGAAGAUCAAACGUAUCACGAACAUACCAUCGUCGUGAAAGGUCUUUGUGUCAGUUUCGAGAAUGCUAGAAAGAUGGCUUUAAAUAUACUCGGUGGAGAAGAUUUGAUGGAUGAGAACGAAACUUAUUGGCAGCAGUAUACCGUCAUUGACAGACAGCAGAAAUACGAGGUCACGGCUGUUGAUCAGGAAGGAUGGAAGAGGAAGAUAUGGGUACAGGAGAGGAUAGUGGACGGGUAG
Molecule: messenger RNA, 621 nt
Organism: Kwoniella shivajii
Lineage: Eukaryota; Fungi; Basidiomycota; Tremellomycetes; Tremellales; Cryptococcaceae
Exons: 1
Coding region: 1-621 (206 amino acids)
Source: RefSeq, a predicted model, not a curated record